ACUGCUCUCUCUUUUCAAUUUGUCCGCCAUGGAAGCUCACCUCGCUAAGCAAUUUCCCCUUUAUAUCAAUCCUCCUCUUUCUUUCCUUCCCUCUGUUUCCCUCCAAAAACCCACCGACGAAACCCCCAAAAGCGUCAAAAUCGGCACUUUUGGUCCAAUUUCUCCCAAUGUCUUACGAGAUUGUUCCCGCGGAUCCCAUCGAUGUACCGAGCACGAGCUAUUCUGGUCGGAGAAAUUCGCCGGAUCACCCCACCAGUCAGUUCACGAGGUCCCUCACAUUCCGGGAACAUGUUCCUGAGCCCUUCGACAGUGAGAGGUUGCCGGCGACGUUAGCUUCGGAAAUUCAGAGGUUUCUCCGAGUUGCAAACUUGGUUGAGUCUGAAGAACCUCGUAUUGCUUAUCUAUGUCGUUUUCAUGCUUUCGAGAUAGCACACUACAUGGACAGGAAUUCCACGGGAAGAGGAGUUCGGCAGUUCAAGACAUCUCUUCUCCAAAGGCUUGAACAGGACGAAGAGGCUACCAUAAGGAGAAGAAAAGAGAAGAGUGACGUUCGUGAACUGAAACGUGUUUAUCAUGCUUACAAGGAAUACAUUAUCAGACAUGGUGCAGAAUUCAAUUUGGAUAAUAGUCAAAGAGAGAAGCUGAUAAAUGCUCGUCGAAUUGCUUCUGUUUUAUAUGAAGUUCUAAAGACAGUCACUAGUGCAGCCGGUCCUCAGGCCAUUGCAGAAAGAGACAGUAUUCGUGCAAAAUCUGAAUUCUAUGUACCAUAUAACAUUCUUCCCCUUGACAAAGGUGGGAUGCAUCAAGCAAUUAGGCAGCUGCCCGAGAUUAAUGCCGCUGUUGCAAUUGUACAUAACAUUCGUGGUUUGCCUCCACCAGAAGAGUUUGAGAAAAAUCAGCCUUACGCCGAUUUAUUUGUCUUCCUACAGUGUGCAUUUGGGUUCCAGGAAGGAAAUGUUGCCAACCAGAGGGAGCAUCUUAUUCUACUCCUCAGUAACACCAUUAUACGUCAACCUCAGAAGCAAUCUUCAGCCCCAAAGACAGGUGAUGAGGCUGUCGAUGCACUGAUGAAGAAGUUCUUCAAGAACUACACAAACUGGUGCAAAUUUCUCGGGAGAAAGAACAACAUCAGGUUACCGUAUGUGAAAACAGAAGCACUACAAUAUAAAACACUUUACAUAGGACUCUAUCUUCUUAUAUGGGGAGAGGCUGCAAAUCUGAGGUUCAUGCCAGAGUGUUUGUGUUACAUUUUCCACCAUAUGGCAUAUGAACUUCAUGGAAUUUUAACCGGUGCCAUUAGUAUGAUAACUGGGGAAAAGGUCAAACCAGCAUAUGGAAGAGGGCACAAUUGUUUCCUUGACAAAGUAGUUACUCCGAUAUACACUGUUAUAAAAAAGGAAGCUGCCAAGAACAAGAAUGGGACUACAGAUCAUUCUACUUGGAGAAACUAUGAUGAUCUUAAUGAGUACUUCUGGUCUCAAGAAUGCUUUGAAAUAGGUUGGCCAAUGCGUGAUGACCAUGACUUCUUCUGUUUAGAAUCUCCACCAAGAAGCAAACCAGCAAGAUGCCGAGGAAUUUUCAAAUCUCUAAGGAAAACAAAGAAAACAGAUGAGGAAGUUGAGGAUGAUGAAGAGCAAGGGGUUCUUACUGAGGAACAAAAGGAACAAAAGGAGAAAAAGGAAGAAACCUGGCUUGGAAAGACAAAUUUUGUAGAGAUUCGUUCAUUCUGGCAGAUAUUCCGGAGCUUCGACAGAAUGUGGAGUUUCUUUCUUUUGUCACUACAGGCGAUGAUAAUUAUGGCUUGCCACGAUGUGGAUUCUCCUUUUCAAGUGUUUGAUGCUGUUAUAUUUGAAGAUGUUAUGAGCAUUUUCAUUACAUCAGCCAUUAUUAAACUUAUACAAGCAAUUCUUGACAUAAUCUUCACCUGGAAAGCAAGAAAAACCAUGCAAAUCUCCGAAAAGAAGAAACAAAUGGUUAAGCUGGGUUUUGCGGUGGUGUGGACCAUUAUACUUCCAGUGCUUUACGCUCAUUCAAGAAGGAAGUAUAUGUGCUAUUUCACAAAUUACAAAACUUUGCUUGGCGAAUGGUGCUUUUCCCCCUAUAUGGUUGCAGUCACAAUAUACCUGACAGGAAAUGCGAUUGAGUUGGUAUUGUUUUUGGUUCCUGCCAUAAGCAAAUAUAUUGAGAUUUCCAAUCACCGCAUCUGCAAAACUUUGUCUUGGUGGGAACAGCCCAGGAUAUAUGUUGGGCGUGGAAUGCAAGAAACUCAGGUGUCACAGUUCAAGUACACCCUUUUCUGGAUUUUGGUUCUCCUGAGUAAAUUUUUUUUCAGUUAUGCAUUUGAGAUAAAGCCCCUGAUAGAACCUACACGGAUGAUAAUGAAUGUUGGGGUGCGGAAUUAUGAGUGGCAUGAAAUUUUUCCAGAAGUGAAGAGCAAUGCUGCUGCGAUUGUGGCCAUAUGGUCACCAAUCAUAUUGGUCUACUUCAUGGACACACAGAUAUGGUAUUCAGUUUUUUGUACUAUAUUUGGCGGGCUGUAUGGAAUUCUGCAUCACCUUGGGGAGAUUCGGACUCUGGGAAUGUUGAGAGGACGGUUUCACACUUUGCCUUCUGCAUUCAAUAUUACUCUUAUUCCACGUUCACCCAAAGAUGAGAAAAACAGAAAUCAGAGAGGCUUCUUCCCAUUCAACAUUGGCAGGGUCCCCGAGGCCGAGAAGAAUAGUAUGGCGAAGUUUGUCUUGGUCUGGAACCAAAUCAUCAACAGUUUCAGAUCAGAGGAUCUGAUAAGUAACAGGGAGCUGGAUUUGAUGACAAUGCCAAUAUCAUCAGAGCUAUUAUCUGGGAUGGUCCGUUGGCCCAUGUUUCUCCUUGCAAACAAGUUUUCAACAGCUCUGAGCAUUGCAAAAGAUUUUGUUGGGAAGGAUGAGGCUCUUUACAGAAGGAUUAGGAAAGACGAAUACAUGUACUAUGCAGUAAAAGAAUGCUAUGAAUCCUUGAAGUACAUUCUUCAGAUUCUCGUUAUUGGUGAUCUUGAAAAAAAGGUUAUAUCUUGCAUAAUAAAUGAAAUAGAGGAAAGCAUCAGACAAUCAAGUUUGCUUGAGGAUUUUAAAAUGAGUGAGCUCCCAGCGUUGCAUGAAAAAUGUAUUCAGCUGGUUCAACUUCUGGUUGAGGGAAUCGACGACCAACAUGAUAAAGUUGUGAAGGUUCUUCAGGACAUCUUUGAGCUGGUAACAAAUGAUAUGAUGAUACACGGUGACAGAAUUUUGGAUUUGCUAGAUGAUCGCCAAGAAACAGAGGAGGAAGAUUUUUUUAUGAGAAUAAUAGAACCACAGUUGUUUGAAUCCUAUGGAGAAAGGAAAUGCAUUCAUUUUCCUCUGCCAGAUAGUGCUUCUUUGAAUGAACAGCUCCAACGUUUUCUUUUAUUGUUAACUGUCAAAGAUACUGCAAUGGACAUACCAGAGAACUUAGAAGCUCGGAGACGUAUUUGUUUCUUUGCUACUUCACUUUUCAUGGAUAUGCCAGCCGCUCCUAAAGUACGCAAUAUGCUGUCUUUCAGUGUUAUGACUCCACAUUACCAAGAAGAUAUUAACUUUUCAAUGAAGGAGCUGCAUUCUAGCAAGUCUAGUGUGUCAAUCAUCUUUUAUAUGAAGAAAAUAUUUCCAGAUGAGUGGAAAAACUUUCUUGAGCGAAUGGGAUGUGACAACUUGGAUGCAUUAAAAAAUGAGGGUAAAGAAGAAGAGCUUCGGAAAUGGGCGUCUUUUCGUGGACAAACAUUAGGCAGAACGGUUCGUGGUAUGAUGUAUUACCGAGAAGCAUUGAAAUUACAGGCCUUCCUUGACAUGGCAGAUGAUGAAGAUAUUCUUGAAGGAUAUGACGAUGUGGAAAGAAGUAACCGUGCUUUAGCGGGACAACUAGAUGCAUUAGCAGAUAUGAAAUUCACAUAUGUCGUUUCUUGUCAAAUGUUUGGAGCCCAAAAAUCCUCUGGAGAUCCCCAUGCACAAGACAUACUCGACCUGAUGAUAAAGUACCCAGCUCUUCGUGUUGCAUAUGUUGAGGAGAGGGAAGAAAUUGUGUUAAAUAAACCAAAGCCAGAGAAGGUUUACUAUUCUAUAUUGGUUAAAGCUGUCAAUGGUCUUGAUCAGGAAGUAUAUCGUAUCAAACUUCCUGGAACCCCAAACAUUGGAGAGGGGAAGCCUGAAAAUCAAAAUCAUGCAAUAAUUUUCACGCGUGGUGAAGCACUUCAGACUAUUGAUAUGAACCAAGAUAACUAUCUGGAGGAGGCUUUCAAAAUGAGAAAUCUUCUUCAAGAAUUUCUUCGCAAGCGUGGAAGAAAACCUCCGAGAAUUCUUGGGUUAAGGGAACACAUAUUCACUGGCAGUGUUUCUUCUCUAGCGUGGUUCAUGUCAUAUCAAGAGACCAGCUUUGUUACGAUCGGGCAGAGACUUCUUGCUAAUCCUCUGAGGGUACGUUUUCACUACGGGCAUCCUGAUGUCUUCGAUAGGAUAUUUCACAUAACAAGGGGUGGUGUGAGCAAAGCAUCAAAGACCAUUAAUUUAACAGAGGAUGUUUUUGCUGGAUUCAAUACCACCUUACGACGGGGAUGCAUAACGUACCAUGAAUACCUCCAAGUUGGAAAAGGUCGUGAUGUUGGCCUAAACCAGAUUUCAAAGUUUGAAGCCAAGGUAGCCAACGGAAACAGCGAGCAAACAUUAAGCCGUGACAUUUACCGUUUAGGACAACGGUUUGAUUUCUUCAGAAUGCUGUCCUGCUAUUUCACAACAAUUGGGUUUUACUUCAGUAGCAUGAUUUCAGUGCUGGGGAUAUAUAUUUAUCUAUAUGGGCAACUAUACCUCGUUCUCAGCGGGCUGCAGAAAACACUUAUCCUCGAAGCCAAAGUGAAAAACAUAAAAUCAUUGGAAACAGCCCUUGCUUCCCAGUCAUUUAUCCAGUUAGGUCUUUUGACCGGCUUACCGAUGGUGAUGGAGAUUGCAUUGGAGAAAGGAUUUCUCACAGCCCUUCAAGACUUCAUCCUCAUGCAACUUCAGCUUGCUGCAUUCUUCUUCACUUUCUCCCUAGGAACAAAAACACAUUACUAUGGCAGAACUAUUCUACAUGGAGGUGCCAAAUACAGACCAACUGGGCGUAAGGUCGUGGUGUUUCAUGCCAGCUUCAGCGAAAACUACAGAUUAUAUUCCCGAAGCCAUUUCGUCAAAGGGUUCGAGCUCAUCAUUCUUCUGAUUGUCUAUGAGUUGUUCAAGCGUACUUCUCAAAGCAACAUGGCUUUCGCUUUGAUCACCUACUCGGUGUGGUUCAUGUCUCUCACUUGGCUAUGCGCCCCGUUUCUUUUCAACCCUUCUGGAUUUUCCUGGGAGAGAAUAGUCGAUGACUGGAAAGAUUGGAACAAGUGGAUUAAAGAGCAAGGCGGGAUAGGAAUUCAACAAGACAAGAGUUGGCAAUCGUGGUGGAAUGAUGAGCAAGCCCAUCUCCGGGGCUCUGGUUUAGGGGCUCGCUUGUUGGAGAUAUUUCUGUCUCUCAGGUUCUUCUUAUACCAAUAUGGUUUGGUUUAUCACCUUGACAUCACCCAAAGCAACACCAAUAUCAUAGUCUAUGCACUUUCCUGGGUCGUGAUCAUUGCCACAUUUCUCACUGUCAAGGCCGUGGCGCUCGGGAGGCAACUCUUCAGCACAAGAAAACAUCUUGUUUUCCGGUUCUUCAAAGUGUUUAUUUUCCUGAGUAUUCUAGCCAUCAUAAUUACACUAUCCAGAAUCUGUCACCUUUCUCUGAAAGACCUUGUUGUCUGCUGCUUAGCCUUCUUGCCCACUGGUUGGGGCUUGAUUCUGAUCGCACAAGCGGUUAGGCCAAAGAUAGAGGACACUGGCUUGUGGGAGUUCACUCGGGUUCUCGCCCGGGCAUACGAUUAUGGAAUGGGGGUUGUUCUGUUUGCUCCAGUGGCUAUUCUUGCAUGGCUUCCUAUCAUUUCCGCUUUCCAGACACGGUUUCUCUUCAACGAAGCAUUCAACAGAAGACUGCAAAUUCAACCGAUUCUUGAAAGGAAGAAGAAGAAUAGAUGAAGUCACUGUUCUUUCUUCUUUCUGCUACGUUUUUUGCUUGUACAGUAGUGACUACUUCAUUUGCCUUUGCUCUGUACAAAAAGCCGAUUCAUAGAAACUCUGAUUUCAUAAUAACAAGCAUUAAAAUUUAAAUC
Tarenaya hassleriana is the source of this 6205-nucleotide messenger RNA. Its product is annotated as putative callose synthase 8. The coding region runs from base 168 to 6071 and encodes 1967 amino acids. The record is from RefSeq and is a predicted model, not a curated record. The transcript is spliced from 41 exons. Gene Ontology annotation, cellular component: plasma membrane; 1,3-beta-D-glucan synthase complex. Gene Ontology annotation, molecular function: 1,3-beta-D-glucan synthase activity. Gene Ontology annotation, biological process: (1->3)-beta-D-glucan biosynthetic process. Lineage: Eukaryota; Viridiplantae; Streptophyta; Magnoliopsida; Brassicales; Cleomaceae.